AUGACCACACUAGACGAUUUCGCGAGGCUACUGGGAAGCCGGCCGGCUCAAUCGCAAAUCCAGGCCCUGCUUGGACACGCAGUCUCGAACAGCUUGGAAGCGGAGGUCAAGGCAUAUCCCGACGUCGUCUAUCACAACUACCGCUCAAUUGGCUUGAGCUUGCAGUUCGAAGUUAGCUGCCCAGGCAAAAAUGCUUCCAAGAUGGGCUCUGACGACCUUUGCUUAGCAGCCAUUGACAUCUAUUCCGCCAACGAGGACAAAAGCUGGACAUGCUUUCCGAUGCUUCCACUGCAGAUUGAUGCGCUUCGUGAUGAUAGCGCAAGUGAGCAAGUCAAAGCUACCAUCACGCAAGCUAUCACCGGUAAAGAUCUUGUGAGCUCGCUAGGCGAGCCCCAACGCAAAGGCGGCGCAGCUGGACCUCCUUCCGGCCCUGCAGCUUGGAUGGAGUGGAGUCUCAAGCUCGACAGGUCAAACUCGAAUGAAUCUGAUCCAACCACUUUGCAGAUCGAAUUAGCAGGCGCUGGAGCUCGUGGAGCGGAUCGCUGGAACGCCGAGCGUGCUGGGAAUUGCAAAUGGGCUGUCAUCACCGUUAGCCCACAUAGAACACGAUGA
This is a messenger RNA of Ustilago hordei, 612 nucleotides long. RefSeq lists its product as uncharacterized. The transcript is spliced from 2 exons. NCBI's taxonomy places the organism in Eukaryota, Fungi, Basidiomycota, Ustilaginomycetes, Ustilaginales, Ustilaginaceae. The coding region runs from base 1 to 612 and encodes 203 amino acids. The record is from RefSeq and is a predicted model, not a curated record.